Messenger RNA from Kwoniella shivajii, 1644 nucleotides. RefSeq lists its product as uncharacterized. Gene Ontology annotation, molecular function: aldehyde dehydrogenase (NAD+) activity. The coding region runs from base 1 to 1644 and encodes 547 amino acids. The transcript has 11 exons. NCBI's taxonomy places the organism in Eukaryota, Fungi, Basidiomycota, Tremellomycetes, Tremellales, Cryptococcaceae. The record is from RefSeq and is a predicted model, not a curated record.
AUGAUUUCCCCAGCUCGAUUCAGUACUUUAUUGAGAUCUGCACCUAGAUCAAUAAUCAAACCCAGUACAACAUCAAAUAAUUUCUACGUUAAAAACAGAUCAAUUAGAUUAUUCAAUUCAAUGUCAGAUCCCACUUUCUCUCACGAUUUCGACCAUUCAGUCUACAAGGGUAAAGUAGAUAUUCCUGUUGGAUUAUAUAUCAACGGUAAAUGGUCAAAAUCAAUUGAUUCAAAUGCCAAAACCAUCGAUAUCUACAACCCAUCUACUGGAAAAGUCCUUGUUUCUAUCCCUGAAGGAACUGCAGCAGACGUAGACGCAGCUGUCAAACACGCUCACACCGCUUUUAACAAUGUUUGGGGUCUUCACACUCCCGGUUUCAAGAGAGGUGAACUCCUUAUCAAGAUCGCUGAAUUGAUAGAAAGAGAUAUCGAUAUCAUCUCUUCCAUUGAAGCUCUCGAUAACGGAAAAACAUUCUCCGCCGCUAAAGGUUUCGAUGUCACUGAAGCCGCUAGAGUAUUCAGAUACUACGGUGGAUGGGCUGAUAAGAUCCACGGUAAAACUAUCGAGACCACCGAGGCUAAACUCUCCUACACCCGACACGAACCCGUUGGUGUUUGUGGUCAAAUCAUUCCAUGGAAUUUCCCUCUUUUGAUGUUCGCAUGGAAAAUCGCUCCUGCCGUCGCAGCUGGUUGUACCGUUGUUAUCAAGCCUUCUGAAAUCACCCCUUUGACUGCUCUUUACAUGACCAAACUCUUCGAGGAAGCCGGUGUACCCGCUGGUGUCAUCAAUGUCAUUGUUGGUUACGGAAACACCGUUGGAUCCGCUCUUGCUUCUCACCCCGAUAUCGACAAGGUCGCCUUUACCGGUUCCACCGCUGUCGGUCGAUUGGUCAUGGAAGAAGCUUCCAAAUCUAACAUCAAAAAAGUAUCCCUUGAACUCGGUGGUAAGGGAUCUAACAUCAUCUUCGAAGAUGCCAACUUUGACGAGGCUGUCAAAUACGCUUGCCAAGGUAUCUUCUUCAACCACGGUCAAACUUGUUGUGCCGGAUCUCGAAUCUACGUUCACAAGAACAUCUACGAUAAAUUCGUAGAAGCUUUCAAAGCUGCUUCUGGCAAACUCAGAGUCGGAGACCCAUUCGAGCCAAGCACAUACCAAGGACCUCAAGUGUCUCAACUCCAAUACGACCGAAUCAUGAAAUACGUUGAAAUCGGUAAAGAAGAAGGUGCUACUGUCAUCACCGGCGGUAAACGACACGGUGAAUCCGGUUACUUCAUUGAACCGACUGUAUUCGGUGACGUAAACGCCAACAUGAAGAUUGUCCGAGAAGAAAUCUUUGGUCCCGUCGUCGUUGUUUCACCUUUCGAAUCUGAGGAAGAAGUCGUCGAAUCUGCAAACGAUUCAGUCUAUGGUUUAGCUUCAGCUGUAUUCACCCAAGACAUCUCAAGGGCCACGAGAGUAGCGGGCAACUUGAAAGCUGGUACCGUAUGGAUCAACUGUUACAAUGAAUUACACCCUCAAGUACCUUUCGGUGGUUUCAAACAAUCUGGUCUCGGACGUGAAUUGGGUGAAUACGCACUUGAAUCUUACACCGAAACAAAGGCUGUCCACGUCAACAUCAGUGGUAAAUGUGGUAUCCCCCUUUAA